Vicia villosa (hairy vetch) is the source of this 2247-nucleotide messenger RNA. RefSeq lists its product as uncharacterized. The transcript is spliced from 6 exons. Lineage: Eukaryota; Viridiplantae; Streptophyta; Magnoliopsida; Fabales; Fabaceae. The coding region runs from base 1 to 2247 and encodes 748 amino acids. The record is from RefSeq and is a predicted model, not a curated record.
AUGGCGCAGUUUAUGGAAGCAUUGAUUAAUGUGACCAAGGGGCAGGAUGACUUGCGAGUUCUCGUCGAGAAUUCCAGAAGGGUUGAGAAUGGAGGACAUUCGAGGCUGUUUGACGAUGUAUCGAGGCAUAGUGCUGAUGGUGCACCUGAGGAAGCCGAGAGGUAUCGUCUGAUUGAAGAACGUCUCAGAGCUGUUGAAGGCAAAGGGGUGUUAGGCAUGGAUAUCAAUGACUUGGGGUUGGUUCCGGGUGUGAGGAUUGCACCGAAAUUCAAAGAUAGCUUGGCUGGAGCUUCUUUGGAGUGGUAUGUUCAACUCGAACGCACUCAUAUUCAUUCUUGGAGAGAUCUUGUGGAGGCUUUCAUUAAGCUUUAUCAAUACAAUGUUGACAUGGCGCCUAAUCGAACUCAGUUGCAGAGUUUGGUUCAAGGAUCUAAAGAAUCUUUCAAAGAGUACGCUCAGAAAUGGCGUGAGUUAGCUGCAAGAGUUCAACCACCUAUGACUGAACGUGAGAUGAUUGACAUGUUCACCAGUACAUUGUCUGGACACUAUUACUUGGCCUGCAGUGCUUCAGCCAACUUUUCUGAAAUGUUUGGAGCUUUUUCUAAUACUCCUAGUGGUAAGAAACAAGCUGAGGGUUAUGCUCGAAGGAAGGAAGGAAAUGCGGAUGCCAUAUAUGGUAGAAGGGGUUCAGGGAGAAGCAAUUCACAGGUUAAUGCUGUCAUGAUCCCAGUACCGCAACAACAACAACAUCAGCAAGGACAUCAUUCCAAUACUGAUUGCUAUCCUCCCAGGACCAGGCCUCACAGAAAGAUUGAUCCGAUUCCUAUGACUUAUGCUCAAAUGUUGCAACAUUUGCUAAAGAUUGAGAAGAUUACUUUGAGAGAUGCUCCGAGUGCUCCGGACACACAAUCUCCGAAUUACAAUGCAAACGCACGAUGUACUUUCCACUCAGGUGCCGCUGGCCAUGAUACAGAGAGGUGCAUUGCACUGAAGAACAAAGUCCAGGACAUGUUGGAUCAAAAGAUAAUUCAGUUCACUCCUACACCCAAUAUCGUCAAUAAUCCGAUGCCUGCUCACGGAGGUUCGGGUGUGAAUGCCGUUGGGAGUGAAGAGAUAAGGGUUGUAUCUGAAGUGAGUUGUUUGACCUUCCCUCUUGUGUCUGUAAAGCAACAUCUGGUCAAUAGUGGCAUCUUCCCGGGUUGUGGUGUUGACUGUGAGAAUUGCAAAAGGCAACCUGAAGGUUGUGCUGAUUUGAAGAGUAUGGUACAAAGGCUGAUUGAUGAGGGUCCUCUUCAGUUUUAUCGAAGGUUGAGAGGCGCGAAGAGUAAUGGCGGUGAAGUGUCUGUGAUCUCAAUUCCUUAUGAGCCGGUUGCUCCAAUAUGUAUCCAAGUGCCUAUUCAGAUACCUGUCAGUAUCCCGUAUGAGGAACAACCAGCGGCGUUGAUGAUUACCGUGCCUGGGCCUAUUCCAUAUGAGAGUGAGAAGGCCGUCCCUUGGCAUUAUGGUUCAGACGUGUAUUACUAUGGCACGAGGGAAGAGAGUGAGCCGUCUAAAGAGAAGCUUGUUAAGGCCUCAGUUGCAAACACUGAUAACUUCGCCGGUACUGGUAGAAUCACUCGCAGUGGUAGGAUGUUCUCUCCUCAGCCUAUUCAGAACAAUGCAGAUGCUUUGGCUAAGGCCAAAGGAAAGAAAGUAGUGACUGAUGUCCAGAAUCCUCCAAUUCAGAAUGGGGCACCUUAUAGUGCUGUGUCUUCCCAGGAUGUGGAAGAACUGUUGAGAAUUAUCAGGAAGUCUGAUUAUAAAGUGGUUGAGCAGUUGGCUCUCAUGCGAAUUGACUAUGCCGGUGUUGAGUUAAGGCCAAGUGAGUUGGUAGUGCGCGCCUUUGACGGUUCAAGAAGGUAUGUGUUCAGGGAGAUCGAAGGUGAAAUACAUGAGACUCCGUUUCAAGCGUUUGAAGCUGUGAACGCUGUGAGAACUCCUCCUUAUGAGAUAACAAAGCCAGAAACGAUUAUGUCCUCUUUGAAAGACGCUCAGGUUGUCGUUGAGACUGGAAGAGUGGAAGGAUGGGGGCAAGUAAUUGACGUGCAUCCCAAGUUUGACAAGAAUGGUCUCGGUUUCAAUCCUGGAAAGAAGAAUGCAUCGCCAAAGCCUAAUAUCCUUAGUCCGGUCAAGUUCGUGAGUGGGGGUGUCAUUCAGGACGGUCAGGUCCAUGCCAUUGUCAAUGGUGAAGAGAUGGAUAGUGACUGA